AUGCCAGCUCUGGAAGUUCAAGUAGACAAGGAAAACGAGGCGCCCAUGGCAAUGAAGAAAGAGGAUGUUCUGCGUGAUCGACUUUCGCCAAACGCCUUCGCUAGCUUAAAUAUUCAGUCAGAAGAACUGGGCGACAGGGUUGAUGAUGAGCCAUUGCUGAGGGAGAACCCAAAUCGAUUCGUCGUUUUUCCAUUGAGGUAUCACGACAUUUGGGGCUUCUACAAGAAGGCCGUUGCCUCGUUCUGGACCGUCGAAGAAGUGGACCUUGGAAAGGAUAUGGCCGAUUGGGAGAAAAUGAACGAAAACGAGCGCUUCUUCGUCUCGCGGGUUUUGGCGUUCUUUGCGGCUUCCGAUGGAAUUGUCAAUGAGAACCUCGUUGAACGCUUUUCUCAAGAGGUUCAAGUACCCGAAGCUCGCUUCUUUUACGGAUUUCAAAUCGCCAUCGAGAACAUUCACUCUGAAAUGUACUCGAAAAUGAUUGAGACUUACAUUCGGGAUGAGGAAGAGCGGGCACAAUUGUUUAACGCCAUUUUCGAAUUUCCAUUCAUCAAGAAGAAGGCAGAUUGGGCUCUUCGUUGGAUCGGUGAUCAGAAAGCGACAUUUGCCGAGCGAGUCAUCGCUUUUGCUGCAGUUGAAGGCAUUUUCUUUUCCGGGUCAUUUGCCGCCAUUUUCUGGCUGAAAAAGCGAGGAUUAAUGCCUGGAUUGACACAUUCAAACGAGUUGAUUUCACGCGACGAGGGACUUCAUCGCGACUUCGCAUGCCUGAUGUAUCGUCACAUUGUUCAUAAGUUGGAUGAGAAGAAAGUUCAAGGAAUCAUUGCAGAUGCAGUCAGAAUCGAGCAGGAAUUCCUCACUGAGGCUUUGCCGGUCGAUAUGAUUGGAAUGAACAUCAAGUUGAUGUCUCAAUACAUUGAAUUUGUGGCUGACCACCUUUUGGUGGAGCUCAACUAUUCGAAGGUGUACAACGUCAAGAACCCAUUUUCCUUCAUGGAAAACAUUUCGAUCGAGGGCAAAACAAAUUUCUUCGAGAAAAAAGUUUCCGAGUACCAAAAGCCCGGAGUUAUGACCAAUGAGGAAGGGCGGCAGUUCGACUUCGACGCAGAUUUC
Mesorhabditis belari is the source of this 1107-nucleotide messenger RNA. The record is from the annotation of a GenBank genome assembly. NCBI's taxonomy places the organism in Eukaryota, Metazoa, Nematoda, Chromadorea, Rhabditida, Rhabditidae.